Molecule: messenger RNA, 951 nt
Organism: Rhodotorula toruloides NP11
Lineage: Eukaryota; Fungi; Basidiomycota; Microbotryomycetes; Sporidiobolales; Sporidiobolaceae
Exons: 2
Coding region: 1-951 (316 amino acids)
Source: RefSeq, a predicted model, not a curated record
AUGCCUCCCGCGCCCUCGCACGCCAGCCAGCCCCUCGCCAGCACCACAGACACUCUGGCGACACACACAGCCGACCCCUCGCUCGAGACCGUCGCCGCACAGGCAGUCGCACCCUCGCACCAGCCCGUCGCAGCCGACCAAGCCUUGCUCACACCGAGCCUCGAGGCGAUUCUCGCCGCCUUCAACAAGGACGGCAACGGAGACGGCGAGUUGUUGAAGUUGAUCGUGCAGGCAAAGGCAAAGGAGGACGAGCGCCUGGCCGCACUGGACGUCUUGCGGACGGAGCAAGUCCGCCUCGCGCAGACGUACGCCGUCGUCCACCUCUACCAACAGCAAGCCCAAGUCUUGGCGCUCCAAUCGACCCAGGCGCUCAAGGGCCCGCCGCCGUACUCGCCGCUCUCUCCCCCGCCGUCAGACUACAACACCAGCGCCGGCUUGAAGCGCGGGAGGACGCCGAGCGACGCAUCGACCGCGAGCGAGGCGUCGGCCAAGAGCAAGAAGGCCAAGACCGCUUCGGCUGCCGGUCCUCCGCCCGCUGUCGUUGCAGCCGUACCGCCAGCGAAACCAACACGAGCAGACGUGAUGGCCGCCCUCCGCUCCAAAUGCGAGGCGAACCAGCGCGCCCAGCAACAACAAGUCUCUCACGCGCGCACCUCUCCCUCACUCUCCCCACCCCUCCCUUCCACUCCCUCGACGCGGCGCCCGACGCCCCCUAAAGCCUCCUCAGCCCGUCACACGCCCUUCCUCCGCCCCGCCGCUCCUCCCACCUCCUCGACCUCUCCUCCCCCUCUCCCCGACUCGUCGUCGCGAAACAAACUCGCCCUCCUCCUGCAUGCGAGCGAGUCGUCUGCUGCGUUGGCGCCCGAUUGGCAUCCCGUGCAUGUCGCGACGAGCGAUGUGCGCGGCGAGGGGGGAGAGGGACAGCCGAGGCAGGCGAGUGUGAAGGCUUGA